Messenger RNA from Drosophila rhopaloa, 1528 nucleotides. It is a transcript of the gene ppan, whose product is annotated as protein Peter pan. The transcript is spliced from 4 exons. Gene Ontology annotation, cellular component: preribosome, large subunit precursor. The record is from RefSeq and is a predicted model, not a curated record. Gene Ontology annotation, biological process: rRNA processing; ribosomal large subunit assembly. NCBI's taxonomy places the organism in Eukaryota, Metazoa, Arthropoda, Insecta, Diptera, Drosophilidae. Bases 50 to 1483 code for a protein of 477 amino acids. Gene Ontology annotation, molecular function: rRNA binding.
CACUGACCUAACACGUGCGGCAGGAAAGUGGAGAAAGAAACAUCAAAACAUGGGCGGCAAAAAGAAAGUGCAUCCAAAGACGCGUACGGCGGCCUUCAAGGCCAGCGAGCCCAGUGAGAUUGUGGAGGCGCCGCACUCCUUUGUCAUCCACCGCGGCCUCACCUGUCCUUACAUUACGGACCUCACUCUGGACUUCCGACGCAUCAUGGAGCCCUUCACGGCCAGCAAUCUGCGAGAGAAGCGGAUGAACCGCAUCAAGGACUUUGUCAGCCUAAGCAGCUUCUUUCACGUCUCGCACAUGGGCAUCUUCAACAAGGCCUCCACGCAGCUGUCCUUUAAAGUGGUCCGCCUGCCGCGCGGUCCCUCCCUGACUUUCAAGGUCCACCAAUUCACCCUGGCCAGAGAUGUGAUCUCAUUGAGCAGAAAGCAGAUGAUCGAUAACGACCACUUUAAGCACGCUCCCCUGGUCAUCAUGAACAACUUCAGUGGCGAUGGAAAGCACCUCAAGCUGAUGGCCACCACGUUCCAAAACAUGUUUCCCUCCAUCAACCUGGCCCAGGUAAAUAUAGGUACCAUUCGUCGCUGUGUCCUGUUCUCGUACAAUCCGGAAACGAAACUGGUCGAGAUGCGACACUACUCCGUGCAGGUGGUGCCCGUGGGAUUAAAACGAGCGGUUCAGAAAAUCGUCAAGGGCACAGUACCCAAUCUGGGCAAAUGCAACGAAGUGGUGGAUUUCGUGACAAAAGAUGGUUAUGCAUCCGAAUCGGAGGCCGAGGAUGACGAGCAGUCACAUGUGGUCCUCGCGCAAACGCUCAAGAGCAAGGGCAACCUAGAGGACAAUAAGAGUUCAAUCAAGCUUCACGAGAUCGGACCACGCCUAACACUGCAGCUCAUCAAAAUAGAAGAAGGCCUCUUAACCGGUGAAGUUCUGUAUCACGAUCAUGUGGUCAAGACAGAGGAAGAAAAGGAAACCACGAGAAAGCUCGUGGAAAAGAAGCGGAAGCAGAAGGAGCAGCGUAAGAAGGAACAGGCCGAGAAUCGGGCUCGUAAUCUGAAAAUUAAGAAGGAUGAAAAAUGGGCUGCCAAACGGGAAGCGGAGGGACGCAACGACAGCGAUCCCGAGGACGAUGCGGAGUACUACAAAGAGGAGGUGGGCGAGGAUCCAGAUGAAGAACUCUUCAAAAUGGAAGAAAAAUCUUCUCGCAAACGUCCCAACCUGACCGGCGGCAUGAAAUACAAGAACAAACGGCCAAAGCUGGAUACCAAGGAUAAAAAGGUUAAACGCAAGGAUAAGUUUGAUCGCAAGGACAAGUUCGAUCGCAAGGACAAGUUUGAUCGCAAGGACAAGUUUGACCGCAAAGACAAGAAGUUCGACCAUAAAAAUAAGAAGGACAAGUUUGACCCCAAGAACAGAAGGGCCAAGUUCGAUCCCAAAAACAAGAGGGCCAAGUUCGACCACAAAAAGAGUAGGAAAUCAAAGUAGUACAUUAAACAUAAGCUAUUUUAUAAAGACCAUUGGUAAGCCUGA